GCGCGGUGCCACCUGCCCGCGGCUCCCGGACGGCUCCGGUAACACGAAACCAGUCCUGCUGGGUGUUGUUCGUGGCCCUGCAGGCUGAAGUCUGCAUUCCAGAUGAGACCUGCAGCACAGCGGGAGGGAGUCUCUCCUUUUCCUUCCUUACUCUGUUUCAAGGGCGCUCACUCGGGCCAGCCGAGACCCGAGAGCACCGCACAGCAUUUGCGGUGGGAACUUCGGAAUUCGCACCACGGAUUUUCACUUGACGUUCUUCUUGCGAUGAUGGCUUUACCACAGAAGAGCCUUUUCCACGCGGAAAGUCCGUGCAGAGGAGCGCUCGUGGAGCUCCCCGCCGCACGUUCCCAGCCCGCGUCCUGCUACGAGGAAGUAGCGCGCCGCCGCUGCGCGCUGCCCCGGCCGGGAGCCGCGUUUAUAUAGCCGCUCUGCGAGUAGGAAGUUGGGCAGCCAGUAGGAUUGCGGGAGGGGGAGCAGCGCCACUGGUUGCACUUCCAGCCGGGAUCGGCGCGCCGGCACACCCGCUGUGACAAAAAGCCCUUUGUGCGAGGGACCGAGCGCCGGAGAGCUUGCCGCGUCCUUCGCUUUUCCCCACCGGAGCCCGGGCGGCCGAUGGGCGGCGGCGCGGGGAGCAGGAAGCAGCGGGAGCGCGGCCCGGCCGCUGCCUGCCCGCCCCGGGCCCGGCCCGCCGCUGCGCAGCGCUGCGUGCGGUGAGCGCCGGUCCCGAGCGCCCGCCCGGAGCUGGAGCCGCUCCCCGCGCCCAGCAUGGAAGGAGGAAACGCGGGGUGCAGCCAGCAGUUUCCCGAGCGGGCGGGUCCCGCGGAGAGCGAGCCUGACGUCUUCACCACUUUUGCGGUCAGAACACUUUUUGGACUUACAGCCAAGUUGGAAUCGGUAACUCCCAAAGAAGAAGAAGCAGUGCUUAAAGCGUUUCAACCUUUGCACGCCAAUGUCAACACUCAGGCUAACAAUCGGAAUGAGAGGAAUGAUAAUGACGGUGAUGACGACCCAGAAAACCAGCACGGCGCAAGCUGUACCAGUGACCAAGCUGACCCGAUGUCUGGCAGCCGUGCUGAGCUGGAGCCGGAGCCGGCAGGGCAGAAUGAAUUACUUCUUCACCAUUUAAAAUCCGUACAGACUUCUUUGUCUGAAUCUGACAACGAUGACAAGGAUGCUAUUCUCGUACAAGGUACUUUGGUUCACACAACAAGUGACACGGAAUCAGAUGGUGAGAGUAAGGACCCAGAUGCUGAUGAAACCAGCGCAAGCAAAUGUGGGCUAAACAAUGCUGCUUUGUCUGCUGUGGCUUUGUACUGUAACAAUCAAAGUAAGGAAGAGUCAGACUCAGAAGGAUACGGACACAGCGAUGACACUGUGGGUAGAGAUGACACUGAGUUGUACCCACCAAUUUCUCAGUGGCUUCCCAGAGAGCUGGACAGCAUUCUGGAGCGUGACUCCAGUGGCAAAGACCGAACGUUAAUGGAUGAGCAGUUCAGUUGCUUGCUUGCUCCGGGGGAAUGCCCUCCAGAACUUGCAGGUGAGGAUCAAAGACCUUCAGCUGAUAAUGCACCUCUCCAUAAAGCAGCACUGGCUGAAAAAAGUUUCCAGCUGCCUGCUUUCUUUAGUGGCCUACGUGUGAGGAAAAAGGGACUAAACACAGAGGAUGGGGAAACUAUUACAGAAAUUAAACCAAGAGAGAAUGAUUUAGCUCUGCUUAAAUUACGACAGCCUGUUAAGAAAUCCAACAUUACAUCAGGUUUGACCACAAAAAAAAAAUCGUCUGAACCUAAAGCAAGUCCUACUUUCCUGGAGCAGCUCUCUCACCUCUUGAACAUAGACGUCUCCAAGAAUGACGAGAGAACCCAAGAUUCUGGUGCAGGGUCUGGGGAGACUGAGGACAGCGAUGAAGGUCCAGAGAACAAAGCCUCUGGCAAAACAGAGCCACUAUUUCCCUCUGAGGAAAUAAAAUCGAGCCCUGCCGAAUCUGCACUGGAUGUCUUUAAAGCUUUGUUCACACGGCCUCCCAAAAAAGAGACAACUGCGGAUCCUUCAGAGCUGGAAGCCAUCAAACGCAAAAUGAGGAAUGAAAAAGAGUCCUUGAAAGCUGUAUUUGAAAGGUCAAAAUCUAAACCUGGCGAUGGACCAUCAGACAAAUCUCCUGAUCUGAGUCCCUCAGAGCAAGAUGACAAGACUCCAGGGAGACUCCAGACUGUCUGGCCACCACCGAAAGCAAAUCAUGAAGAUGUAAAAGUAGGACUAAAGUACACAGAAGCAGAGUAUCAAGCUGCCAUUUUGCAUUUAAAGAGGGAACACAAAGAAGAAAUUGAAACAUUAAAGUCUCAGUUUGAACUCAGGGUAUUCCAUAUUCGUGGAGAGCAUGCUGUAUCAACUGCUCAGCUUGAGGAAACAAUUGCACAUUUGAAGAAGGAACUUGAUAAUAAAUUGAACAGAAGGAAUGAAGAAGCAAGGGAUAUUGGUGUUUCUACUGAAGAUGAUAAUCCACCAAAGACGUACCGAAAUGUAUGUAUACAGACUGACAGAGAAACUUUUAUAAAACCUUGUGAAGAAGAAAACAGAGUUGUGAAAAAUAACCAAAUAGUACCCAAAAAGCUUAAUAUUUCUUCUUUGACACAUAGUAUUUCUGCCCAAAGUGAAAAUAAGGACAGUUAUGAUGUACCAUCUUCAGAAAGUGUCUUAUCUUGUCAACCAAAACAAAUGCUGCCUCCACCACCUGCACCUCCACCACCACCUCUACCACCACCACCUCCUCCCUUCUCCAAUUCUUCACUGCCAGGUUUAGUUCCUCCACCACCACCUUUGCCAAUGGGUCCAACUUCAGUGACACCUCACUUUGCAUCCGGGCCUCCACUUCCACCUCAACUUUCUGAAGGCUGUAGGGAUUUUCAAGCACCAGCACCACCGGCACCACCACCACUUCCAGGGUUGGGACCUCCUGUUCCUCCUCCACUGCCUGGAUCUGGGUUACCUCCACCGCCCCCACCCCCUGGACCUGGGUUCUUUUUUAAUAGCACUUUAUCUUCAAGUCAAGGUCCUCGGAAACCUGCCAUUGAACCUAGCCGUCCCAUGAAGCCUUUGUAUUGGACACGGAUACAAUUGCAAGGCAGCAGGAAAACUGCUGUACCGACAUUAUGGGAAUCACUAGUAGAACCUGAUAUACUUGAUACUACUGAGUUUGAAUAUUUGUUUUCCAAAGACACCACUCAGGAAAAAAGAAAACCAUUAUCAGAGACUUACGAAAAGAAAACCAAGGCCAAAAAGAUUAUCAAAUUGUUGGAUGGAAAACGAUCACAAACUGUAGGAAUUUUAAUAUCCAGUUUGCACCUGGAGAUGAAGGAUAUUCAGCAAGCUAUUCUGUGUGUUGAUGACUCCGUAGUAGAUCUGGAAACACUGGAAGCGCUAUAUGAAAAUAGAGCACAAAAGGAUGAAUUGGAAAAAAUCAAGCAAUAUUAUCAGACUUCAAAAGAGGAGGAACUGAAGCUUCUGGAUAAACCAGAACAAUUUUUAUAUGAAUUGUCUCAGAUCCCCAAUUUCACAGAACGAGCUCAGUGUAUUAUUUUCCAGUCAGUUUUCUCUGAAGGGAUAACAUCAGUUCACAGGAAAGUUGAUAUCUUAACUCGUGUUUCCAAGGCUUUGCUGAACAUGACAAGUGUAAAGGAGAUUUUAGGUUUGAUUCUGGCAUUUGGAAACUACAUGAAUGGUGGGAAUAGGACUCGAGGUCAAGCUGAUGGAUUUGGUUUGGAAAUACUCCCCAAACUAAAAGAUGUCAAAAGCAGAGAUAAUCGUAUUAAUCUUGUGGAUUAUGUUGUCAUAUAUUACCUUCGCCACUGUGAUAAGGAAGCAGGAACAGACAAGAGUACUUUUCCUUUACCAGAACCACAGGAUUUUUUCCAGGCCUCCCAAGUUAAGUUUGAAGACCUAAUAAAAGACUUAAGGAAACUGAAGAGAGACCUAGAAGCCUCCGAAAAGCAGAUGAAGUUAGUUUGCAGAGAGUCUUCAGAAGAGCAUCUCCAGCCCUUCAAGGAGAAAUUAGAAGAAUUCUUCCAGAAAGCUAAAGAAGAACGUAAAAAAGAGGAGAGCAGUUUGGAAAAUGCACAAAAAUGCUUUGAAGAAACAGUGGGAUACUUUGGGAUAAAGCCAAAGCCUGGUGAGAAGGAGAUCACACCAAACUAUGUUUUCACGGUGUGGUACGAAUUCUGCAGUGACUUCAAGACCAUUUGGAAACGAGAGAGCAAAAGCAUUUCCAAAGAGCGAAUUAAAGUGGCUCAGCAAUCAGUAAGCAAGUUAACUGCAGAGAAGAAAGUUGAAACAAAGAAAAUCAAUCCUACAGCUAGCCUGAAAGAAAGACUCCGUCAAAAAGAAGCCAAUGUGACUGCCAACUGAAAGAAGAAAGAUGAAAAUGAUAGUGUGUCUUAAUACCUUUUAUGAUGCUUUAUUAUGCCCAUGGCCCAGACAGCACCUUAUGUUUGCUGUUGAAUUCUGCUUUGCUGAUCUGUUCCAAGACAAUCUGCUAAAGAUUUUUCAGUUCCUUCAAAGGGGUUUGUACAAAAAGUAGAAGGAAUUCUAAGAAUUUUUUUUUUACAUGGGAAUUCAGAAUGAUUUUCUUUAGUUCUUCCUUACAUUGUAAGGAAUCUGGUUCUUAAUGGUUAUUUGAAGUACUCUAUGUGUAAUGCAGUAAUAUGGAAGAGUUAAAAUGAGAAUUUUGGGUACUAGAUUAGAUAAUGACUAACAACCUGUAGGUUAUUUACAGGGAUUUGUGUAGAUUAGAGUAAAUAUGCUGUUCAGCUCACAAAGGACUAUUACACCAUAUUUUUUGUUACUUCAGCAGUAACCGAAGUAAAAUUGACUAACUGUAAGUAAUAUUACAGUGUCUGAGUACUGGAUGCUUCUUUCUAAAACUGAUUAAAUGUAAGUAUAAAUUUAUUCUGUAUUUUACUAUACAUAUUUUUAUAGAAGCCUAAACCUAUGCCACAUAUUGAAAUGAAAGCAGUAUUUUGCACAUGGAAAGGAAUAGCCUCGAAUUCUUUAUCUGUAUGAUCGAUAGUGUAACUGAUUCACUUUUUUGUUUGUUUGUUUCAACCUGUCCUAUAUUCUGAGCUCCAAAAAAAAAGAUUAAAAGUAUAUAUUUUUUUCAGUAUAUAUUGAAACUACCAGUUCCAUAAAAUAAUGUAUUUACUAGUCAUUAUUCAUUGAACUAAAAUACAACAAUGUGUUUCCAUGAAGUUAUACAUUUGCCAUUAAAUCUUCAUCUUUCAAUUCUAUUGAAAGCUUUCUUUUAAACGAUGACUAAGUCACUCUAAAAAGCCUGGUCUUGUCCUGCUGUAUUUUUAUGAAGAAUGUAUCCAGCAUAUAAAUAUUUAUCUAUCUAUAUGGAUAUAUAAAUUUAAUAAGUAAAACUUGUGGAAGAAGUAUGAGCUGUCAUCCUGCGGCAUUGUAACUGUUGCCUGUGAAGUAGCAGAGCCUGAAAAAAAUGUACCAAAUAUCCACUGUUACUUAAAGAUUCUUAGAAGGAGAACUCUUGAAGGAGGAGUUAAUUUAAUGUAAAAACAGGGCAACAAAUUGGAGAAAAUAGGCUUCUGCUUGCUGACCAUAGAGAGAAAUUGCCUUCUUAGUGGUGAUGAUAUUUGAAGUGGAUUAGGAAGAUAAAGAAAAAUUAGAAAAAAAAUAAUGAGGAGAAUGCAUUCGUCCUUUGACUUAAUAGGUGGAAAGGAUACCCAUGAAACAAAUUAUUCAUCACUAGAAAUGAACACUUGUUAAGGAAGACGACAGUACUGGAAACUAACCCCCAUUCAUGACUGUAGCUUGAAGACUUCAUAUAUUGCAGGUUUCAUAAAUGAGUCUAUCAGUCCUGAAUAUAUAAAAAUAAGGGAAUCAAGAUCACUCUGUAUGUUUUGGAGUUUCUAGCUGCUACAGAUACACCUGAGAUGUGUAAGCAUAAUUCUUAUGGAAACAGUCAAUAACACACCAACAAAAAUAAAUUAAGUUUUAGCUCCAGUAUUCCCACUGAAGAAAAAGGCAUUUCAAAGAUUUAAAUUUUCUGUCUUCCAUCCAGUAGGUAAAGUACAUUUAUUUCCAAUAUUAUGAGUGAUAAGAGGAGCAAUAACGCUUAUAAAAACCAAAGAACAGCAAGCAAGGCAAUUCUGAUGAUUUUGUAAGCAAUCAACUGUUGAGUUUUGAUAUGUUUUUAAUCUGUCCUGAAGAGAGUGUAUAUUGACAUUUGGUUGAUUGGGAUUUUUUCACUGAAAUGUUUUAUUUGGAAUACCAAUCAAUAAGAGUAGCACUGUUUGUGAAAUAAGGUUUGAUGUUGAAAAUUCUCAUUAGAAAUGUACUAUGGAUAAAGUUUUUAAAUUAUUGAAAUAUCCUGUUUCAAAAUUUCUCUCUGUGAAGUUUCAUUUUUCGGUUCAAAGUGACUUUUUCAUUUUGCAAUGUUGAAAAAUGUAUAUAAAAAGGGAUUAAAAUUAAAAUUUUUGAUGUAAAGUGUUCCUUUAUUAGAUUUAUAAUUCUUCUUUUUGUUUUCAGAUUCUUAAUUUGCCAACAUUUUGAGAAUAUAGGCUAUCUUUCAGAAAUCCCGAAAACUUACAUUGCACAGAUAUAUUGUUUCUUCCUUGUUUCCAUUUAUAUCAGCUUUACUCUUGAGAUGGAGAUUUAGAUUAUGUCUUCAACCGUAACUUAAAUUAUCUAUUAGUUGUACUAUUGGUUGUACUGUUUUUAAGUGGAGUAGAAAAAAAGUACAUCUAGACUAUGUAAUUAAUUCUCUUACUGAAGACUAAGAUUCUUGGGUGGAAAUCAUCAGCUAAAUAUCAGACUGGCACCCUAAAUACCACAGUGACACUAGUGCUGCCCAGAGGUGUCAUCAGACAAUGACUAAUGGUGUAUGUGCUGACCUCAACUAAACUAUUGGAUUAGCGAAGAGAUAUUAAUGGAUAUUAUGUAUCUAUGUAACCUGCUCAAUUAUGACAUGUUUAGGCACUAUAGACAUAACAAACAGCCAUCAACAAGACUCAUCUUGAGGUCACCAAGUGUCACCAAAAGUUAUGUUUGAAAUUUAAAUUUAGUUUGGUCUCUCAUUUUACCUUCAGUUUUCUAGUUUAGAGGGGAAGAAAGGAGGAGAGAAAGUGAAAAGAAUGGAAGUAAAGAGACAGAAGGGAAGACUGGUACAAGGUACAUGACUACAUUACUGUCAAGGAAGUAUGAAUGGAAUAAAUAAAGCCAAGCAACCAUAGCUACACAGUUGCUAUUUUCCAAGCUACUUCAUUUAAAAUACUUCUAUGCUAUGCAGAGUUUGUUUUUUACUCUCCUACUAUUGCCAAGCUUCUCAAAAUCUGUUAAGCAAAGCACUAUUAAAACCCUUUUUACUCAGUGGGUGCUUAUUACACAGAAAAAAAAAAUGGUAUGUGUUGCUGGUUUAUAAACUGGAUGAUUAGUAAAAACUUAAUUUAGAUGAGUAACUCUCUAAUUUGUGAAGUGCUCUUUAACAUAUUUACAGUGUUAUCACUUAUUGAUAGUAAAAUGAAAGACCUUUUAGCAUCUUUGAGGUAUUUUGACACUAUAAAUUACAUUUUUAUGGUGUUUAUAAUAAUCUGUGAAAACUACCUGUGUAUUUUUCCAUGACUCACAUGUGUUUUACCAUGUGCUUUAUUUUAGGAUUGUAAGUGUAUAGGUUGAAUAUAAUUUUUUUCAACAAAACAGAAACUGUAGUUUCUGUACAUAUGGAAAAUGAAAGUACAAUGGAAUACUUAGAAAGCAGAGAGAAAAAUAAUUUAGCUUCUUAAGCGGUUCUAGGAAGGAUGAAGUUUACCUAGGAUUUCAAACUUCCUGAAUUGCUGAGGAUAUACCUGCAACCAGAUAUUAACUGCCAGGGUAUCUCUAACCAGUCUAAUUGUUUUCUACAUGAAAGAUGUACAGAAUAUUUUUUUUUCCAUAUGAUGCACAGAUUCUUUUUGUCCUGAUUUCCUAGUAAAUUUAUAGCAAUUUCUUUCUCAUGUUUCCUACUUGAGGGAUACGAGGCAGCAGAACACUCUGUAUUUAGGUAUGUAGGGAUGCCAUUUCCUCAUUGCUUCAGGUCACUAUCUUAAAAAUGGAUGCCUUAAUCUUGUAUGGGUGCAGAAUUUCUGAAACACCCAAACAAAUUCUAAAUAUUCAUCUCAUUACAGCAUUAAUGUACUUUUUGAAAAUCCAGUUCCCUAAUCUUGCUUAGGUAAUCAGCUAAACUUGUAGUGUUAGGAAAGUAUAUCCAUCUAGGUUUUGCUCAUUCUUGGCCUUGUCUGGAUCUUGUUUAAUUUUGUUAUGGAUCUCACUAGUUAUUUAUUCCUUUUAAAGUCCACUAUAGUUUAUUAAUUUUUUAUAGUAGAUGCAGCCUGGAGAGUUCUCUUUGGUAUUUUUCCUAUGAAGAUAAGCCUAUGUAUAUGCAUGCAAGUGCAAAGAAUAUAGAAUGCCAAGAGAUAACUUGAUUGUAGUCAAUACAUUGCUUCAAAAUGAGAAAAUAUUGGGAACUAAGUGGCCAGCAAGAAAAAAAAAUUCUGAUAAUUAAAACCAGUUGAGAAAUUAAAAUUAGAAAUAAAUUCCAAACUAUUCUUAUUGAGGCUAAUUAAUCACUGAAAGUAGGUAGCAAAGGUAGUUGUCGUUUCUCCAUUCUCAGUGUUUCUCCAUUCUUCUCUGAUACUUUCAAAUUAGGAUGCAACAUCUUCCUGAGAAGUUUGUGCAGUCCAGUGCAACUUACUGGACUCGGUUCUGAUGUCAUAAGCGUACUCCCAUGUCCAUUGACUUACCAGCUCAGAUAGAUUUUUCUGUCAAGAGGAACUAGAAGUAUGUCAAAAGACCCAAGAAAAUAUUUUUCUCAUCUGUAAUGAAAAAGUUCUUAUCCAAGCUAGAGUAACUGUUUGUUUUUAAAAAUACCUCAGAAAUAGUGUGGCGUAGAAUGUAAUGCAGGAAACUAUUCCCAAAUUAUAAACAUUUGUUUUUCAAAUGAUUAGUUAAUAUGUUUUUUGCACAUUGUGGUAAUUACAAGGUAGCAAAUUUAUAUGCCAUGGAAUUCAAUACUGUUUUAAGGAUCCUCAAGCUAAGUCUGAGAACAAUAUUACUUUAGAUUUCAAAUUUGAAAUCCAAGAAUCACAGAAACCCUAGUUCCUCAACUUAUAUCAACGUUUUUGAGCACGUGGAUGGGAAUUUGACUUGGGUUCAAGAAACAUCAUGCAAAAUGUACACAACAGCCUGUCCUUUUGGUGAUAUUAAAUACAACCUGUUAAUGUCACUACCAAACAUUUCCACUGUGCAACAAGUUUUGAACUAUUUUCCAUAAUUUCAAAUUUUUAAAGCACAAAAUAUGCAAGCAUGCAAUACUUGCUUUUGUGGGGUUUUUUUGGUCAAAAUGCCUGAAAAAAUUUCCUUUCAUUCUUCCUGUCUUCCUUCCUUGUUUCCUUCCCUCCUGCUCUCCCACUCUCCCUCCUUCCUUCCCUCCCACUUUCCCUCCUUUCUUCCUUCCUUUUUCUUUCUCAUUUUUUUAUAUUCAAAAAAAAAAAAAUAUUAGAACUAUUACAUAAAUUUAUCUUUUUUUUUUUCCCACACCUAAACUUGCACAAGGUCCCAGAGUAAUCCUAGCAAACUGACGAGCUUCAACAGACAGUAAACUAUUUUGAGCACUACCUCACUGAACUCAGGCUUUUGAACUAGGGCCUCUUUGUAAAAUGUAAGCACUGGAUAUGAAAAAGUGUUUGUUUUGAGAAGCAGUGAAGUAAUACUGAACUGAUAUCUCUGAGCCAGAACACACCACUUUCUUGGGAGAUUAUCAAGUAGCUUGUUUUCCCGUAAAGUAGAACAGUAUUGCCCUUCUUGUUUUGUUUCUGACAGUUGUCAGCUUAGAAUAAAUUAAAGGCAUAGAUUUUUUUCAUGAAGUAUUUCUGAUGAAUUUAAUUUCAUAUUUUAUGACCUCAAUUUCAUUUUCAGCAAUCUGAUAUUGAGGAAUUACGAAGCCUGUUUAUUGAGUCCAUUACUAUUAGUGCUUAUAUACACAAGUAAUUUUAUAUAUAUAAGUAUUCCUGUGGCCCAUGGGGAAAAAUAUCUAUAGAGGACACUAUAGGGUCAUGUAACUGAACAAAAUCUCUUAUUUAAUCUUGUCAUGAGGAUUAUCCUGAGGUUUCACAGUAUCAGACAUAGAUUACUUUUUUAUGGUAGGUUCUGGUAUCAAAAGAUGUUGGAGCUCUUGGAGCUUUUGGAGGAUGGAGAAGGAGGCUGUUUGCCAUUAGCCAUCAACUACUAAAACCAUUGCUGCUAUGGAGUUACUCUGCAGUUCAGUUCCCCAAAUGAAGAUUGCCCCAGGGGCUACUGGGAGACUGGAAAAUAUAGUCCAAGGGGUAUACAUUUUCAGAGGGAAAAGGGAUCAUAGCUGUGAAAGAUUAAAGUAGAAGCUAGCAAGCUCUUCCAAAAUAGUAGAAAUAUUGUAUGGUAGUAGUAUGCAAUCUUUAAAUGAGCUAUGUAGAUUUCAGAAAUUAUGCAUUCAUAUACAAACUUCUUUGUGUGCCUAUAUUUUUGUUUUUAUUGCUCAUAUAAUUUAAUAUGAACAGAAUCACUUAUGCUUUUUUACUUUUUCAUUGUGCUCUGACCACUAAAAUAGAUCCAUUAACAGGGUGCCAACAGGCAAUUUCACUUCAGGUUUCCCAAUGUUGCCCUAACAGUAAUCUUCAUGUUUUUCUAGGGCUAAGAAGAAUUUAGCUCCCACACCACCGGAGUUGUCAGCCUUGUCUAAGUUGUAGCUUAGGGCAAAUGAUGGUGCCAGAUUCUAUCAUUACUGAUGGCUAUUUUCUUCAAUGCAAUUACAAGUUGCUUGGGGCAAAAUACAAUCCUGAAGGUGAUGGGGUGUUUUUUUUUUUUUUUUUUAAUUCCCAUUAAACUGUAAUGUACAUGAUAAAGCCCUAAGAAGUACUGACAUGGUCUAAGAUUUGAGAACUCUGUUGACUCUGGCAUUGACAUGGUCUAAGAUUUGAGUACUGUGUUGACUCUGGCGUUGACAUGGUCUAAGAUUUGUGUACUAUAUUGACUCUGGCAUACAGUAUCCUUGUUAAGUUAAGCUCCAGUGACUUUUAGGAAGAGGAGUUGUGACAUCUGUUCACAGAUUGAGAGUCUUUCUUUAAUCUAUUUGGAAUCUGAGGCAAAAUUAUUUUUUCUUUUGUGACACGUGAAUUACUCAUUAAAAAAUCCAAAUGGUAUAUUUGCUCUCGCCUGGAGAGAUCAAGCAUGUAGUUCAAAUUUUUUACUCUCAUUUGGUAUGCUGUAAAUACAUUCUGUAGUGGUUGGGCAAAUGCUCAUUCUGAGCAACCAUCCAUAGAUAACAUGUUAUAGAAACUGCAUAACCCUGUAGAAAUCAAAGAAUAUAGUGUUAGUUCCUGCUCCUUAAAGCAUCUAUAGUCAUCAAGUGAACAUAUGUAUAGUAUGGCACCUACUGCUUAUUUCCUAGUAUAUUGUAGUUUAAGAAACAUAUGGCCAUUAGCAGCUAAUUUUUUUUUUCUUUUUUGUAGUUCAUUCUUUGGUUAGUUAGUUUGUUAUUUACUUUACGAGAGUAAGCUUUUGUGAUGUGAGUUUAUUCUAUACUUUAAGGGAAAACUCACCAUUUCAUAACAAAGCAAAAUAGACCAAGAUCACUGUUCUAUACUUCUUUCAAAUCUGACAGGAAGGAGGAGGAAUAAAAGUGAUUAUUUAUUUUUUUUGCAUUCUACAUGAAAACAGUACUUCAUCUGAUUCCUUUUCAUUCCAGUUACUCAUUUUGUGUUACAGUCUAGUGUGUUUUAGAAAGACCAUGAAGAAAUUAGAAGGUUCAUGUGUGAAUUUCAUUCCUUAAAGAUUCCCUGUACCAUUCAAAUUCAACAGAUUGGCCUGAAGAACUCCUGCCCUAUUCCCCACUCUCCUUGUUUUAUCAAAAGUAAAGUCAUGUAGUUACAAAACUAGUUGCUAAAGCUCCAAGAAAAACUCAACUUUGAGUGAAGAGAGAUCGCUUAUCUUCCAAACCACAGCAAAGACUUAUUCAGCUUUACUAAGCAUGAUUUGAACCUUAGCAAUUCACCUAAACAACUCAGUUUCAAAGGGUUAGAUAAUCAGUACAAUGUUUUUAUAUAUUUCUUUUCCUUAUUAUUUUACUUUAAGAAAGCGUGCCUCUCUGAGUAGGAGACAGAACUUGUGCAUUUAAUUAUGUAAUCAAGACUUUUGCUUUAUUUGAGAACAAAAGUACAUGUGAUAUGAGAAUUCUAUCUCAGCGUCUUGGCAUUACAUUUUAUAAAUAUUUUCCAUCUCUUAUCCAGAGAUGAAAUAAAGAGACUCUGUAACAUACCUGAAAAGGAAAAGGUUGGCAAAUAAUACAAUUUAAAAAGACACAAAGCCCAUUCUUUCUUUCUAGCUGAUUUUCACUUGAAGUCCAACCUCAAGUAACAUCCUAUUGAAGCAUUGGGGUUUUGUUAAUUAGUUUGAAGUAAAAUAUGAUAUUAUAUCAGAUAAUCAAGCCAGUUUAUCUUGUAUAAGCUUCUGUGGGGCCCAGAGCACUAGUCAAGUAAAAUAAUUCAUGUGCAUGAUCAACAGGUCCAUGUGCUACUGUAGCCUGAACAACAGUUUAAUUUGCAUACAACUUGAAAAAGGAAGAGACUGGAGAGGAUUUUCAGAUGUGAAGUUCAGAAAAGAUUGUGUCAAAUGAAAUGCAUUCUUGUCCUACUGCACCUGUUUUGAAAUGUCACUGAUAUCUCUUGCAAAGGAAAGUAAAGCUCAUGGACCAUGUAAGAUGAAAUUGGUUAAGGACUGUUUGCAGAGACUGGGGAAAUGUGUUGUUUCUUGUGUAAGUCCUCAGCAAAGCUGUGAAUGCCCAGCUGAUGACCAGCAGUCUGAUGACAGUGUAUUUCAGCUAUAUCAGACUUAGGAAAAAAAGCUGCCCCUGUCCAAAAAAAUUACAAGCAAACGAUAGGUACUAUGUGAGCAGAAUGAGUAAAAUUUUAAUAUCUUACAAGGCAACAGGAAAAGGCCACAUUUAUUUUAAAAACUAACUUCAACACAUUGGAAUCAUUCAGUGAGUCUUAGCCUUCUAAAAUGCCCCAGUCUCUUUGAAAAGAUGAUUUAAAGUUUCAUGUUUUGAUUUUGAAAAUACAGCCUGUCAUUUCAUACAGAAUACCACUCAGCUAUUACUCUCUGAAGUACAAAGCUAAAAGCUUAGCCGUGUUCAAAUGUUUGAGGAAGAAAAAAUAGAGAAAGAUUAUUUUUGGAGGAAUCAGAGUUGGCAUCUAGAAAGUGUUUUUAGUAGGAUUAUAGUAUGAUUUUCAACUUCUAUUUAGUUAUUUUGAGAUUUUUUUUGUUUUCCUUUCCAAUCAAUUUCAGUUGAAUAGUUGCACUGUUGAACAUUAUUGCUGUUGGUACUCUUCCCUCUCUUCUCUCCAUUUGACUCAAAAACAUCAAAAUACAGGCUCCUUUGGCUCCUUAACAUCUCUUUGAAGACGUAGCAAAAUGGCAAAUUCUCUAGUAAUGCUAUUAAUAUUCUGUGUGUACCAAGCAAGUUUCACAGGGUUUAGUCUCUCAUGUCUGCAUGUGAUUUGCUUUAAUAAAAUCAUAGUUUUGCCCAUUUGUUACAUACACACUCUGCAUUAAUAUAUUUGCUGUCAUUUGAAUUGAGCUCAACCUUGCACUUUUCAUCCCACAAAAUGUACUGCAAAAAUAACAGAAUAUUAGUACGGUUUAGUAUUUUAUUUUCAGGAAUUGAAGUCCUUUGAGUAGUUCUCGACUAAAUGUAACAUAAAUAUCCAAGAAUAAGCUAAAUAGAUUAAGGUGCAUUUUUCCCGCUUCACUUUGUAAUUAUGUGUGUGUGUGUUUUUACUACGUAAAUGAAAGUUUAAUUUUCUCAAAAACAAAAUGUGCACAUGAUUAACUUUGUAAAAGUUGUUGUACUGGAAUGGAGUAUUUAUUUUUAAACUAAAUUCUUAAGGAACCAUUAUCUGUAAAUAAAAGACUAUUUUCCUCCUCAGUAUUUUUGUUCAUCCUAUCAAUUGUAGUUAAAAUUUGUAUGUAAAAUAUGUUGUUGAGGUACUGUGGGUUUCUCUGUUUAAAUAAUCCUGUCUCAAUGAUGUUUUCUUUGUUUAAUCUACUGAUCCAGUCAAUAUUGUAGAUUCAGUGCACUUGUUAAAAAGAUUAAUAUUAUUUUGGAGAUCUGCAAAGAAUUAAAAUACGUAGCUUACAGAUGUAAA
This is a messenger RNA of Numida meleagris (helmeted guineafowl), 14222 nucleotides long. RefSeq names its product formin. Gene Ontology annotation, biological process: actin nucleation. The record is from RefSeq and is a predicted model, not a curated record. The transcript has 17 exons. Gene Ontology annotation, cellular component: actin filament; endoplasmic reticulum membrane; nucleus. NCBI's taxonomy places the organism in Eukaryota, Metazoa, Chordata, Aves, Galliformes, Numididae. Gene Ontology annotation, molecular function: microtubule binding. Bases 766 to 4401 code for a protein of 1211 amino acids.